UAUUUACGCCAGCUAAAUGACAACGGAAAUGUUUUACAGAUUAUUGCGACCUGAUGAGGAUCCUACUUUAGGCCUCUUUGCGAAAAACCAAUUUUCUGACGUCAUCAGUGUCGAAGAUCAUGUGACUAAUAGAUCACAAGCGGGAUACGCUUCGCGAUACAUUUCCUGUUGCAAGACAUGGGAUGCAGUCAGAGAUUUUGCUGCUAAUACGUAUACAAGUCCAAAAAGGAUUGUACAGACAACCAUAAAAUAUCCAACAAUCCAAACAAUAGAUUUGACGGAUCCAAAUAAUCAACUCCUUUAUUUCCCACACAACCAAAGAGCAAUAAAUAAUGUCAAUCGUUUUCAGGAGGUGUUGAUCCUGGACCACGUUCCUCCAGAUUGCAUUUCCAACAUCAUGGUUUUACCCUUAUAAAGCCGACUUACAUGCAAUAUUUGGCACUAACGUUAUAGAAGAUUUGCCAUACUUUUUGUCAUGUUUCGAUUUGCAAUGUGUUGUAACUUAAUUAUGAAAUAAUCAUUAAAUUUUGUAUUUAGUUUUUGCAAGUGACAAAACAAUUAUGACGCAAUUUAUUAUGACACAGUGUAAACGUUUUAAACGACUGGAAAUAAUGAUUAUUGUCAUUUAAAAUAAUACUUUGUAUAAUGUUCAAAAUACUGAUGAUUAAAUGGUCAUUGUAAUAAAAUACAUGUACAUGCAUGUUGAAAUAAAUAUCAUUUUAAUAAAUUAAUAACUAACGCACGUGCAAUGUUAAUUUUAGUCCUUAUACUAUUUAGCUAGUGUUCUUAUUAAACUUUGAUGUACGUAAAUGCUUUGUGCAAUGCUAUAUUGUUUUAUGAAGGAACUUUAACAUUGAAAUUAAUAUAAAAAUCUUUGAGAACAUUUUCAAAUUGAAACGGGUAUAAUUAUUACUGGAUUAAGAUCCAACUCCUCAAUAUUUGUAUAAUUUGAUCGAACCUUAUCGUCCACGAAAUCCUUCCUUUAACCUCAGAACUAAUGAUGCAGAAUUAGAUUUCCUCCAAUUAGAACUAAAUUAUAUUAUACAAGGAAGGUUUCCUUACAUCAACAGUAAAACAGUGGAAUGCCUUGCCUGACGCAUUUUCCUCGAAUUCAAAAUCAAAUUUUGUAUUUUGUAAACUCUGAAUUAUUGGUAACAGGUGGUUCUGUCCAGACUUUUAAGACUGGACGAAGAUCUGAAUGAAGGCCUCUUUGCGAAACACCCAUUUUCUAACGUCAGUGUAGAAGAUCACGUGAAUUAUGGGUCUGGAGGAUCUGAAUCACGAAUUAUUUCGUGCUGCUAGUCAUAUUCAG
Molecule: messenger RNA, 1312 nt
Organism: Saccostrea cuccullata (small rock oyster)
Lineage: Eukaryota; Metazoa; Mollusca; Bivalvia; Ostreida; Ostreidae
Exons: 2
Coding region: 17-415 (132 amino acids)
Source: RefSeq, a predicted model, not a curated record